Molecule: messenger RNA, 1059 nt
Organism: Lagenorhynchus albirostris (white-beaked dolphin)
Lineage: Eukaryota; Metazoa; Chordata; Mammalia; Artiodactyla; Delphinidae
Gene: GPR139
Product: G protein-coupled receptor 139
Exons: 2
Coding region: 1-1059 (352 amino acids)
Biological process (GO): G protein-coupled receptor signaling pathway
Cellular component (GO): membrane
Molecular function (GO): neuropeptide receptor activity
Source: RefSeq, a predicted model, not a curated record
AUGGAGCACACGCACGCCCACCUCGUAGCCAACAGCUCGCUGUCCUGGUCCCCCGGCUGGGCCUGCGGCUUGGGCUUCGUGCCCGUGGUCUACUACAGCCUCUUGUUGUGCCUCGGUUUACCAGCAAAUAUCCUAACCGUGAUCAUCCUCUCUCAGCUGGUGGCCAGGAGACAGAAGUCCUCCUACAACUAUCUCUUGGCACUUGCUGCUGCUGACAUCUUGGUCCUCUUUUUCAUUGUGUUCGUGGACUUCCUGUUGGAAGAUUUCAUCUUGAAUAUGCAGAUGCCUCAGGUUCCCGACAAGAUCAUAGAAGUGCUGGAAUUCUCAUCCAUCCACACCUCAAUUUGGAUUACUGUUCCAUUAACCAUUGACCGGUAUAUUGCGGUCUGCCACCCGCUCAAGUACCACAUGGUCUCCUACCCAGCCCGCACCCGGAAAGUCAUCGUAAGUGUUUAUGUCACCUGCUUCCUGACCAGCAUCCCCUACUACUGGUGGCCCAACAUCUGGACUGAAGACUACAUCAGCACCUCCGUGCACCAUGUCCUUAUCUGGAUUCACUGCUUCACUGUGUACUUGGUGCCCUGUUCCAUCUUCUUCAUAUUGAACUCAAUCAUUGUAUACAAGCUCAGGCGGAAGAGCAAUUUUCGCCUCCGUGGCUACUCCACAGGGAAAACCACUGCCAUCUUGUUUACCAUUACCUCCAUCUUUGCCACACUCUGGGCCCCACGUAUCAUCAUGAUCCUCUACCACCUGUAUGGGGCACCCAUCCAGAACCGCUGGCUGAUGCACGUUAUGUCCGACAUUGCCAACAUGCUGGCCCUUCUGAACACGGCCAUCAACUUCUUCCUCUAUUGCUUCAUCAGCAAGCGGUUCCGCAAAAUGGCGGCCGCUACCCUCAAGGCCUUCUUCAAGUGCCAGAAGCAACCAAUACAGUUCUACACCAACCAUAACUUUUCCAUAACAAGUAGCCCUUGGAUCUCGCCGGCCAACUCACACUGUAUCAAGAUGCUGGUGUACCAGUACGACAAAAAUGGAAAACCUAUAAAGGUAUCCCCAUGA